AUGUCUGGACCUAACCCGACAUCAGAAGUGGGAUACGAUUGCCCGCCCACCUCUGGCACUUCGUCAGCACAAAAUAUGCAGGAGAAUAGUUCGCUACCCUCGCAUAGUUUAGAAACGAUUCUUUCAAAAUUAACUGAUGCCCUGCUACCCCGGUCCAAUGCACCGUCACACCCUUUCACAGUUUUGGUACCAUUUGACCCCGACGACCUAAAUUCAGAUAUAGAGGGCUGGUGCAGAUUGACGGACGCCAUAAUUAAGGGCAAAAAUCUUAAAGGUCUGGAUCUGAUCAUAACGCUGACCCAUGGUCUGCGAGGCCGCGCAGCUACAUUAUUGACCAAAAUACCUCCCAGUCAAUAUCGAUGGGAAGAUAUUCAAGAGACUUUGAAAGCUCAGUUCUCUCGUCCUAUGCUUAUUCAGGAUCACUUUGACAGUAUCCUCAAAUUUCAAAUAACUGCUAAUGAAACCCCCGCUCACCACAUCGUCUCUACCUGCCCCAAGAGGGAUGACUAUACGAAGAAGGAACAAGCCGCUACCGGAAGCAAGGAAGUCAAGGUGUGCUCGAAGAUUGUUAGAGGUGCUCUGGAUUGUAGUGGGCAAGAAGGCUAUCUAGAAAUUUAUGAGUAUAGUGAUGAAAGUGAUAGUACUGAUGAACGAACCGUGAUGGCAGAUGAUGAAUUCAAUAUAUCUGUUGUGCCUGGAAAUAGUAAUACGACCUCUGAGGAAACUGUAACUGUAAACUCCCCUAUAUUGUCUGUAGAUGAUUCAGAGACACUUUCGGUAAGCUCUCGCACCUUAACCGCAAAUGACUCUGAAGAAACUUUUUCUUGUAGUUCUCGUACAUUAAGCGUGGAUGAUUCCGAAGCUGUAAUAGAAUCUUUGGAAUGA
This is a messenger RNA of Arctia plantaginis, 885 nucleotides long. The record is from the annotation of a GenBank genome assembly. NCBI's taxonomy places the organism in Eukaryota, Metazoa, Arthropoda, Insecta, Lepidoptera, Erebidae.